AUCACUACUCAACCGUUGGAUCUCUUAUGCAUGUGGUCCCCGCCCAACGAACUUAAAACUAACCGCGCGCCGUUCUGACACAAUUGGAUCCAUUAUCAAAUUAGUCACUACGUACACUUACACUGAGCAUCUGACAGAUCUUAUACUGAAUCUUCUGGAACAUUCAACAAAGACCAGAACUAUUCCUCUGGAACCUUCGAGGUCAAUGGCUGAGACUCGGAGAUCCACCGGCACAGUAAAAUGGUUCAGUGCCCAGAAAGGCUUCGGUUUUAUAGCGCCAGAUGAAGGUGGCGAAGACCUUUUCGUCCAUCAAACCUCAAUUCGAUCCGAGGGUUUCAGGACUCUCGCCGAAGGCCAACCUGUUGUAUUUGCCGUUGAUUUUGGAGAGAACGGCCGUUCGAAAGCCGUUGACGUGGAGGCCGCUUCCAGAUCCCACCGUCCGGGAAAUCACGGCGGGAGAGGCGGAGGGUUUUUCGGCGGAAGGGGCAGAGGAGGUGGUUAUGGUAGAGGUGGGAGAGGAGGUCGUUUCGGUGGCGGCGGCGCGUGUUUUAAUUGUGGAAGAAUGGGGCAUUUAGCUAGGGAUUGUUAUAGCGGCAGUGGUGGUGGUGGACGAGGUCGUGGAUAUGGUGGAGGCCGCGGCGGUGGAAGAGGAGGCGGAGGAGGACGGUGUUAUAAUUGUGGGGAGGAAGGGCAUUUUGCGAGAGAUUGUCCGAAUUAUGAACAAAAGUGAGAGAUGAAGAAUGAGAAGUUGUUAAUUUUCGUGGCCAAUUGUUUCGGUUUUUGCUUUGGUCUAUGUUACAAGGAGAUUUGGUAAUUUUAGAGGUCUGCGGAAAGUGCAUCAAAAUAUACAAAUAAGCUCAUCUUAUCCAUUUCCCUUACAAGGAAUGAGGACCAAGUCAUAUGGUUAUGGUGGGCCUUGCAUUCUUAUAUAUCCUUAUCUGUGUUUAGUAGCUGAUGAGAGGCUGGUAUUAAAUGGAGUAAGAUUGCUUUUAUUUUCCUUUUGAUUGGAUCUGUCCUGCUGGAUGAUAUAACACUUGGACUUAUCUCAUGGUUCUUUAUUCUUUCCUUAAACCAUUAGUGUAGAUGAAAUCAUUCUUUCAAAAAAAUCUCUGUCUGGACUCUGAACAACAAAUAAAAGAUUACUCCUAAUAUUUUAAUAAUUCUAUAUGAUGUGCAGAAGUAAACUUUUCUUGUUGGUUGCAUGCGAAAAUGGAUAAGAUGUUGGGUUCUUAAAAGUCUAUAUAGUGGAAAUUUGGAAUAGCCAUUCCCAUGAAUGUUAAAUUUGUAGCGUUCAAUUGUGAAACAUGGAAUGAUGGUGAUAGAGAAAU
This is a messenger RNA of Mangifera indica (mango), 1328 nucleotides long. RefSeq names its product cold shock protein 2-like. The record is from RefSeq and is a predicted model, not a curated record. Lineage: Eukaryota; Viridiplantae; Streptophyta; Magnoliopsida; Sapindales; Anacardiaceae. The transcript is spliced from 2 exons. The coding region runs from base 206 to 730 and encodes 174 amino acids. Gene Ontology annotation, molecular function: nucleic acid binding; zinc ion binding.